CCAGCCUCCUCCCCCGCCUGUCCAGGGGCGGCACUGCGGGCUGGGAAGCCGGGACCAGAAGAAGGAAGGAAGGAAGGAAGGAAGGAAGGAAGGAAGGAAGGAAGAGAAGAGAGGACAGAGGGGAGGAGAAAGGAAGGAAGGAGAAGGCGGAGAAGAGGGGUCCGGAGGAGCCCAGGAGGAGACGGCUGCACUCGCGCGACAGCAUCCACAGGCCACAGUGGGGACCGGUGCUGCCUCCACCGCUCCUCGGAUGGUGACGGGGCCUCGCCGCAGCUGCAGUCCCCUUGAGCCCCGGCUCCGCAGGCCCGCAGCGCCGGAGCCACGCAGGAAUCAUGCCCAGGUCCUUCCUGGUCAAGAAGGUCAAACUUGACACAUUUUCUUCGUCAGACCUCGACAGCUCCUACGGGCGUGCCCGCAGCGACCUCGGAACACGACUGCAAGAUAAAGGAUACCUCAGCGACUACGUGGGGCCAGCGUCCGUCUACGAUGGCGACGCGGAGGCGGCGCUGCUCAAAGGGCCGUCCCCGGAGCCCAUGUACAGCAGGCACGCAUGCGGCGAGUGCGGCAAGACCUACGCUACAUCGUCGAACCUGAGCCGCCACAAGCAGACGCACCGAAGUCUGGACAGCCAACUGGCGCGGCGCUGCCCAACGUGCGGCAAGGUGUAUGUGUCCAUGCCGGCCAUGGCCAUGCACCUGCUCACGCACGACCUGCGUCACAAGUGCGGCGUGUGCGGCAAGGCCUUCUCCAGGCCCUGGUUGCUGCAGGGGCACAUGCGUUCUCACACAGGCGAGAAGCCCUUCGGCUGCGCGCACUGCGGCAAGGCCUUCGCAGACCGCUCCAACCUGCGUGCGCACAUGCAGACGCACUCGGCUUUCAAGCACUUCCAGUGCAAGCGCUGCAAGAAGAGCUUCGCGCUCAAGUCCUAUCUCAACAAGCACUACGAGUCGGCCUGCUUCAAGGGCGGCGCGGGCAGCGCUGGCGGUUCCCAGGUCGGGGAGGAGCCAGAGAGGGAACGGCUACAGAGGCGUCCUACCCCAUCGGCUUUGCAGAUCUCCCGGCUGUGUUCAACGCGUUGGGAACCGGGGAAAGGGGCGGACGGCGGCACCUUCUCCCUCGAGUUCUUUCUGGGGCUUCAGUCUGAGCCGCCCUCCUACCCUCUCCUCGCCUCCUCUGCCAAAUCUGAAUUCUUCCAGCCCAGCUUCCCGGGUUGUCCUCCAUAA
Molecule: messenger RNA, 1223 nt
Organism: Fukomys damarensis (Damara mole-rat)
Lineage: Eukaryota; Metazoa; Chordata; Mammalia; Rodentia; Bathyergidae
Gene: Scrt1
Product: scratch family transcriptional repressor 1
Exons: 4
Coding region: 333-1223 (296 amino acids)
Biological process (GO): regulation of DNA-templated transcription
Molecular function (GO): DNA-binding transcription factor activity, RNA polymerase II-specific; RNA polymerase II cis-regulatory region sequence-specific DNA binding
Source: RefSeq, a predicted model, not a curated record